AUGGAGCUAGUGCGAUGCAGUACGAGAGCAACGAAGCUGCUUCAGGCUAAACAACUGCGCGAAGCUGAAGGGUUGCUCCGGGACGUCCUCCAGCGCCAACCGCUUGCGGGUUUUGAUGCGGUAGCAAUGGCCCAGACACGACAUGACUUGGGGAAGACGUUGCGGCUCUUGGGGGCGCUGGACGACGCGCUCGAAGUCCUGAAGGCAGCGCUGGACGUGCGGGAUCGAUGGGAUGCAAGUGCAGGGAUCGGAAGCGCGUGGAGGGACGGGAACCUCACGCGCGAAGAGGUGGCCAAGGUGUACGAGGCCAAGGGCGAGUGCGGACGAGCGUUGGUUGUGCGACGGGAAGGAGGCACGCCCCUUUGCAGCAAUGAGGCGUGCAAGGCGCUCGAGUAUCAAGAGGAGACGCUGCAGGCCUGUAGUCGCUGCAAGUGCGUGUUUUACUGCAGUAAGACGUGCCAGCGGCAAGACUGGAAGAGUCGACACAAAGGCUGUUGUCAGGCAGUGGCGAGGAGGGAGGACGUGCUGCAAGCAAGCAAAGACAUGGGGAGACUGAAGGUAACGACAACGACGACGACGACGACAAGGGGGCACUGA
Messenger RNA from Peronospora matthiolae, 597 nucleotides. Lineage: Eukaryota; Oomycota; Peronosporomycetes; Peronosporales; Peronosporaceae. The record is from the annotation of a GenBank genome assembly.